This is a messenger RNA of Triticum turgidum subsp. durum (durum wheat), 894 nucleotides long. The record is from the annotation of a GenBank genome assembly. NCBI's taxonomy places the organism in Eukaryota, Viridiplantae, Streptophyta, Magnoliopsida, Poales, Poaceae.
AUGCCCCUGAAGAAGCGCCUGCACCUGUCGCCCGCUGGUCCCAAGCUGGAAGACCAUGUCGAGGAAGCUGCUUCUGCUGUCUCUACCUUUGGCACGGAAGGUAGCAUGCAUGAUUCCGAGGAGGAAGUUGGCGAUAGCGGCAGCAGUGGCGGGGACAACGAAGACGAUGGUGGCAGCCAUUCAUCGCAGAUUGACGGUGCCGACAUGGACGAUCCAUCCAAAGUGCACAUCUUUGUCAAGAAUCCCGCCGGCAGGAAAAUCUGUCUCAGGGGGGUCCACUUGACAGACACCCUUUACACCAUCAAGGCAAAGAUCCAGGAGCAGUACCGCCUCGUCUUCGAUGGGGUGCAGCUGGAAGACAACCGUACAUUGGCGGAUUACGGCAUCAAGCAUGAUUUCACGCUUGACCUCCAAGAAAAGAUGCAAAUCUUUGUGACAGAAACGCUAGAAGGAAGGACCAUCACUCUCGAAGUCGACAGCCUAGACACCAUUGACAAGGUGAAGGCCAAGAUCGAAAACACUGAGGGCUUUCCCAAGGUCCAGCAGUGCCUCAUCUUUGCCAACAAACAGCUGGAGGACGGCAAGCGCACCUUGGCUGACCACAACAUUUGUAAAGGGUCCACUCUUCUCCUCAUCCUCCUCCCGUGUAGCCCAGAUGGUGUGAUGCAAAUCUUUGUGAAGACGCCGGAAUGGAAGAGCCUCAACCUUAAGGUUGGGAGCUCGGACACCGUUGACAGUGUCAAGGUGAAGAUCUACGAGAAAAACGGUGUUCCUCCUAGACAGCAGCGCCUCGUCUUUGCUGGCAAGCAGCUGGAGGACCACCGAACCCUGGCGGACUACAACAUUAAGAGCAAUGAUACCUUUCAAUUGGUGUACCGCCUUUGUGGUUGCUGA